AUGUCACGCGCCUCGGCUGGCUUUGCAGACUUCUUCCCGACCGCCCCGUCGGUCCUUCAGCAGAAGCGCUUCAAGACCGCGCAGGAACGACGAGGGAAACUACAUGUCGAGGAUCAAAUUUCUGAACCUCCGAAACUUUCAACGUCAACUACUUUGAGCGCAUCCGCGACCGUCGAGACGUCUCUCAAAUCCGAUACGGGUGAAGAGGGAUCUCGCACUCCGGUCCCCAACGAGCUGGAAUUGAAUAUCUCCGCCAAGGCGAAAAAUGCGGAGGAGACGACCGGGCUACCUCUACCUACCAAAGCAACUCCCGUCCCAUCACAAAUUGAUACACUGACGCCGCUCACGAAUGCGGAGCCGAAUCUUGAAAUAACUAAACCCUCCAUCACCCCGAUCCACACACCUCCGACCCCCCAGUCACAAACCCAACAUGUCGAACUUCGCGUGACAGGCUGCAAGGUUGUGUAUGAUCCCGAUCUGGACAAGCGGGCCUCGUCGAAGGAGAAGCGGAAAAAGCUCGAGUAUGCGGACAUCAUGGACAACGGCCAAUCUGACGCUCCGCCUGAUCCCCGUCGUGCGAUUGCCAAUUACACCCGUGGGUCCGGCUGCAAGCAGAAGACGAAGUACCGACCCGCGCCUUAUAAUUUGAAGCCAUGGUCAUACGAUGUGGCAACUAGCAUUGGCCCCGGCCCUCCGAUCCAGGUUGUGGUUACGGGUUUUGACCCUUUGACCCCGAUCGCCCCGAUCAGCGCGCUGUUUUCAAGCUUUGGAGAGGUGGCCGAAAUCAAAAAUCGCACAGACCCCAUCACUGGCCGAUUUCUGGGGAUUUGCUCCAUCAAAUACAAAGAUAGCACCUCCGCCCGCGGAAAUGGUCCAGCUUCGGCAUCCAGCGCUGCCCGACGUGCAUACUUCGAAUGCAAGAAAGAACAACGCAUUGGUACACGGCGGAUCAGGGUCGAGUUGGAUCGCGAUGGUAUUGUCUCGGACCGAAUGACCGCGAAAGCAGUGGAGUCACAACGACUGGCUUCCAAGAAUAACCUCCCGUCCGCAAUUGAGCCCAGACCGGAAUCCCAGAUCAAGAAAAGCGAACCGCCACCGACUGCGCCCAAAGGCCCUUCAGGCAGGUCAUCCCUACGACCGGGGAUUGUUAUCCCAGAAGGACCAAGGGCCGGUGUCCGAUCUCCUGCUGUACAAUCAUUGGUCGAGGAAAUUGCUAUUUUGAGCCAGAUCAAACGCGAUCCAUAUAUAUUCAUUGCGCAUUGCUACGUUCCAGUCCUCAGCACAACGGUUCCACACUUGAUGAAGAGGCUUAGACUAUUUGGGUACAAGCAAAUUCGUUGUGAUAAAACCGGCUACUACAUCAUUUUUGAGAAUUCGCGCCGGGGCGAGGAGGAAACCGAACGAUGCCAUCGACUAUGCCACAUGCAGCCCUUGUUUACCUAUAUCAUGAACAUGGAAAGUCAACCUUACGGAAAUCCCAAUUACGAGCGAAGCCCGAGCCCCGAACGCCUCCGCACCGAACGACGAGACAAGGCCGAGAAGGAUCGAACAAGGAGGGAGGCUGAAUUGGACAUUGAAGAAGAAAAGAAACAGCGGGCACUCGACUUGGAUCCUUGCCGGGAGGUAUUGUCAAUCAUCAUUCGUGACCUGAGAGACAAGCUUCUCGAGGAUGUGAAAUCGCGCAUAGCCGCUCCGGCUUUAUAUGACUAUUUGGAACCAAGUAAACAUGCUGCCAAAAGGGAAAAGCUGGGUAUUUCGGACCCGGAAGGUACCAAACAAUCUGUUUUCCGAAUUGAUAGCACCCCUGGUUCUCGGGGUGAGUUGUCUGCUGGGCGGGACCCUCUCAGAUCAUCGGGUCUGAAUGUUCUCGCUCUUCCUCGUAUCCGGAAAGCCCAUGGUCUUGACCGUGCAGGUGCUGCCUUCCUAGAUGAACGGCGCAGGCAACCAUUACGGAAGAAAGAAGUUCGACCCUUGUAUCAUCGCUUGCAACAGUUGCAUGAUGAUGAAGAUUCGGAUGAUGAGCAGCGCACCCCAGCCGCUAGAGAUACCGAUGAGCAAGAGAGCCGACCGCUUAGUCGCGCGAGUUCAACGUCAUCUGAGUCUGAACAGGAUGGCGGAUACCAGUCUGACGAUUUGGAAUCAUCCCAAGAAAAUGAAGAACGUGAUGCUCAAGCCGUCGACUACCCAGAUGCCACGAACGAGACAGGGCAUAUAUCCAACGACCUAGAAGUCUCCCCCAAAUUGAGCAAGAGAAAGCGCCUGGCCGAAGAAACUGAAGCGCGCAAGCGGCAGCGACAGGAGGAUGAGCUAUUUGGCAAUGAUUCGGAAGUUACCGGGGAUGAGCAUGCAACCAAGGAGCUCGAAACACCCACGGCUAUUGGCGAUGAGAUCGCAGAAGAUGACCACAAACUAUCAACGCACGAUCAGCCCACAGACGAAUUAUCCGAACAUGUCUUGCACGAACACGCCGAGCCUGAUGACCAUGUGGCCAGCGAAGACUUGAAAGCCGAGCCUCUCGAUGAGCCAAGAACAGAAAUUGACUGGGGCGUAUCUAAAGAUGAGCCUCGCGCAACGGUUCAAGACGACGAGAAUAUCGUUCUUGAUUUGGAUGGUUGGCAGCACCUGGUCAAGGAUGACGAAGAUUUGCGGUUCUUGCGGGAAAUUCUACUGGAUCAAGCAGAAUCUAAAAUUGGAAAUCUUGCUGCAUGGGGUUGGAAACAGAAGGAAAUCAAAGCCCUCAAUGGCCUGGAAAACGGCACAACAAAGGACGCUCUUAGUAUUCCUGGCUACUAUGUUCCAAAUAUGACAGGAGCUGCGCGGACGGAAGGUCGCAAAAGGAUCAUGGAAGCAGAGAAGUCCAAGUACCUGCCCCAUCGGAUUAAAGUCCAGAAAGCCCGCGAGGAGCGUGAAGCGAAUGCCAAGGCAGACCCCCAGGCAGCAGCAGCAGAAGCCGCCAGGAUCGCAGCUGCCAAAACCAUAUCCAAAUCGACAUCCCGAUCAACGCGAGUCAACAACCGCCGCCUCAUUGCAGAUAUCAAUGCACAAAAGCAGGCGCUCCCCACCGCAAGCGGCGAAGGAGAUGUUCUUCGAUUCAAUCAGCUCAAGAAGCGCAAGAAGCCUGUGCGCUUUGCUCGCUCUGCUAUUCACAAUUGGGGCUUAUAUGCCGAGGAGAACAUCACCGCCAAUGAUAUGAUCAUCGAGUAUGUCGGCGAGAAAGUGCGUCAACAGGUCGCCGACAUGAGAGAAAGACGAUACUUGAAGAGCGGUAUCGGCAGUAGCUAUCUGUUCCGAAUUGAUGAGAACACCGUGAUCGAUGCCACAAAGAGAGGAGGAAUCGCGCGGUUCAUCAACCACAGCUGUACACCCAAUUGCACUGCCAAGAUCAUCAAGGUCGAUGGUAGCAAACGUAUUGUCAUUUAUGCGCUCAGGGAUAUCGAGAGAGAUGAGGAACUGACGUACGACUACAAAUUCGAACGAGAGUGGGACAGCGAUGACCGAAUUCCUUGCCUCUGUGGUUCCACAGGAUGUAAGGGAUUCCUCAAUUAA
Messenger RNA from Penicillium paradoxum, 3546 nucleotides. RefSeq names its product histone methyltransferase SET1 (gene set1). The record is from RefSeq and is a predicted model, not a curated record. Lineage: Eukaryota; Fungi; Ascomycota; Eurotiomycetes; Eurotiales; Aspergillaceae. The coding region runs from base 1 to 3546 and encodes 1181 amino acids. The transcript has 3 exons. Gene Ontology annotation, cellular component: Set1C/COMPASS complex. Gene Ontology annotation, molecular function: nucleic acid binding; protein binding; histone H3K4 methyltransferase activity.